AUGGGGGCACUGCUGGGGCUGCUGGUGCUGCUGGGCCUGGCGGGGCGGCCGUCCGGGGAGCUGCGCGUCACCGCCACGUGGGUGACAGUCCCGCGGCAGUUGAGGCCCCGGGCCGACGCCAACCCCCUGGCCGUCUUCUACUGGCUGCAGCUGGAGGGGCGGCCGCGGGUGCUGCGCCUGCGGCCCAGGCGGGGUCUGGUCGCCCACCCCUUCACCUUGGUCACCUACGGCAAGGACGGGGCCCGCUGGGAGGAGCGCCCCUUCGUGCGGGACAACUGCUUCUACCAGGGCGAGGUGGAGGGGAGCCCCGGCUCUCUGGCGGCCCUCGGCACCUGCGGCAGGGGCCUCCGCGGCGUACUCUGGGUGGAGGAUGGCACCUACGAGAUCGAGCCCGUCCCCGACGAUCCGGCCUUUCGGCACGUCCUCUACCGUGUGGAGGAGGCCAACGACACCGGGGGUCCCGCUUGCGGGCUGACCCCGGCGGAGCUGCAGCACCAGAAGGCUUUGCUGCCGUGGUUCAAGGCCCCCCGGGCGGCGGAGGAGGAGAUGCUGAAGGACUGGUGGACGCACGUCAGGUACGUGAAGAUGAUAGUGGUCAUGGACAAUGUCCGGUUUGUGAAGUCGGGCAGGAACGAAUCUGAAGUCUUGAGGCAAGUCCUAGAAAUCAUCAACAUUGGGGACUCUCUGUACGAACAGCUUUCUGUUCGGCUGUUUCUUGUGGGAUUGGAGAUCUGGACCAAAAGCAACCUGAUAAACAUUACUAACUCUGUCAACAAGGUGCUUGACAGCUUUAACAAAUGGCGAAAGUCAAACCUGUCUCCACGGAUGCGCCACGAUACCGCUCACUUAUUUGCAUUUCAGAGCUUUGGAAGGAGCCUGGGAUUGGCGUUUCUAGGGUCCAUAUGUGAUAACCAGUGGUCAUCAGCAGUUGUUUCCUUCACUGAUAGGAAGUUGUCCUCGUUUAUUACCACAUUUGUCCAUGAGCUGGGCCAUACUCUUGGGAUGCGCCAUGAUGAACGGGGCUGUAAAUGCAGACGAAGGAGAUGCUUUAUGUACGAAAGCGAUGUUGACACUGAUGCAUUCAGUGACUGCAGUUACAAAGACUAUUUUGACCUGCUUGGGCGUGGCGCCGGCUGCCUUCGUCAACCACCGGCACCCGGCACUUUCUACACCAUGAAGCGUGAAUACUGUGGGAAUAAGAUAGCAGAAAGCGGAGAGCAAUGUGACUGUGGUUCAGAAUCAAACUGCGGAAAGGAUCCUUGUUGUCACCCAAACUGUACAUUUACUGCAGGUUCAGUCUGUGCUUCUGGAAGAUGCUGCAAGAGCUGCCAAGUACUUCCAGCAGGAACGCUCUGCAGGGCAAGUAUUGGUGACUGUGACCUGCCAGAGUAUUGCAAUGGGACUUCCCCUUGGUGCCCACUGGACGUGUACGUACAAGAUGGAACCCUGUGCAAAGAUGGUGCUUAUUGCUAUCAAGGAAAAUGUUCUUCCCACAGUAAACAGUGCCAGCAUCUCUUUGGCAAAAAAGCCAGGGCCGCUCCUUUAGAUUGCUUCAAAGCAGUGAAUACUCGAGGUGACCGGUUUGGGAAUUGCGGUAUUCGUAACAAUAUCCAUUUUACAAAGUGCAGUAUAGAGAAUAUCUUAUGUGGUAGGAUCCAAUGUGAAAACAUACACAAAUUGCCUUUCUUGCAGAACCAUGUAACGCUAGUCCAAACCCCUGUUGGAAAUAAAAAGUGUUGGGGUCUUGACUAUCACAUAGGGAUGCCGAUAGCUGAUGUGGGAGCUGUGGAAGAUGGCACGCCAUGUGGUAGCGAUAUGCUUUGUAUCAACAGGACAUGUACCAGUAUAUCGCUGCUGAACUACGACUGCAACGUGACAAAGUGUCAUGACAGAGGAGUGUGUAACAAUCGUAAGAACUGUCACUGCAGGUACGGCUGGGCUCCUCCGUAUUGUGAAUGGGAAGGACUUGGAGGUAGCAUUGACAGUGGGCCCCCUCCAGCCACGGAGAUUUUUCAGAGAGCAAAAAUAGGAGUAACACUGCUUGGUCUUAUUUUUCUCUGUAUCCUUGGAGUAACCCUUACCAUAUGUUAUAAACAGGAAAUAGUGGGAUGGCUUAGGGCAAAAAGGCCCAAUUCCACAGAAGAAGAUAGCAGUUGUUUCAAAUACUGGAAACACAAGCAGUUCCUAAAGAAGAACACCUGCUGCUGAGUCAAAAUCCACCACGAAGCACUUGCUGAAGACCAACAAGCAGUAGCUUUGGAUGCUCCUGGGGAAAUCUCCCUUGAGCAGAGCCAGCUGAUAACUCAUCAAAAUAAUUCAACGUGUUCUGAAUAGUUCUAAUCUAAUGUGAUACCAUUAAAUGCAGAGUAAAUGUUAUCUUUGUUUAUUUUAAGUUAAUAAAUGCAGGCAGUAAGGCAUGCUGUUCCUUGCACCUCGAGCUCUUAAACUGAAGUAGUUAGGUAAACUGUAGGUAUAGCUUUUAUGCUUCAUAGCAACAGUUUACAAAUGUAAACUCUUUAAAACAGGUGUAAAUAAAUUACUCCUUCAUCUAAUGUUUUCUCCAGCUCAGGGAGAGAGAUAUUCAUGAACAUCUGGCUUCUGUCAUUCAUCAAUAACCAAAGAGAAAAAAUUGCUCUUGCAGUCUCUAUUUAAUUCACAUCUGUGACACGCAAGCAGGCAAGAAACAGGUAUUGCAGUGAGAUGCAGGUGUCUGUGGCAUAAGCCCUUGCAACUGUUUCCAGGGAGUAGCCCUUCAGGAGGGAGAUAGAUCAUAGGGAACAGGGUCUUCAUUUUGUGAGACGACAGAGAAGUAUUAUCCAGGUCACGCCAGUAAGCAUUACACUUCUGAGCCAUCAGAUAUACGUCAAGAGUGUAGUGACACCAGACCUGACAUUUCACAAGAACAAGUUGUCUUUCUUUUCUGGAAACUUUCCCGUGCCUUGACUGUUGGGUUCUUUUGAGAACUGCUCUGUAUUUUACUGUCUCUUAAGAGGAGCUGUCUGUGAGGUUGCACAAGUUAGCUGGAUUUCUAAAAUAUUUGGAAUUAUUCUGCAAGUCUCCUCCACCCAGAAUUCCUGCAAUAUUUGGUAGAUGUUUUAUCUAACUAUCUUAGGGGGUUUCUCUUGGUUUACUUUGUGAUUGCUUCUUAAGCUAUCACUGAAUAGGUCCUCACAGCUCUACGGAGUGCUACACAGAAGCAUUGUAUUUUUUAUUUUUUAACAGAUAAAAUGUGUCUAACUUACGGAAAAAAUAUGGGGGAUGUGGAAAUACCAUUCACAAAGUUUUAUUUUUAUUAUUUAUAUUAUAGCAGUGAUUAGGUCUUUCAACCAGAUCAGCAUAAAGAGGAGUCUGUAGUCCAGAUUUAUGGUGAAAACUUUAUUUUAAAGGACUGGUGUUUCUGGAUUAAGGGCUAUAAUGCACUUGUCUGCUACCAAAAGAAUUAUUUGUAUUUGGAAAGCAAAGACCACAUUUUUAGCAAACAUUCUAUAAAGGCAGGAUAAGUACCCCAACACUUGCACUGUUUGGGAGGAAAUACGUUAGUGACUCUACAAAUGAUGACAGUAAACUCUUGUUGACUCCCUUGUAUGAUAUUUAUGUUUUUAGAAUACACAUUUUCCUGUACUUUUUUUUAACAUGAUUGUGUUCUGCAUCCAAAAAGGGCUGGUUACAUUAUGAUUGGAUGUGAAAUACAAAGGAUGUGAUUCACAGUUCUUCAUGGCUUUUUGUCUAAAGCAAAUGGGUCCUUAAAUUGUUAUCUAUAUUUGUUCUGGGGAAAUGAGGUAACACAUUGUUUGUUCAGCACGCUAUGCUUAUUGUCUUGAUACAAAAUGGAUGGUUUUGAUUAGAUGAAGAAAACUUAAUCCUGUGUUUAUGUCAAAAGACAAGAUAACUGCCCCUUCACUGACA
Messenger RNA from Haliaeetus leucocephalus (bald eagle), 3906 nucleotides. Its product is annotated as disintegrin and metalloproteinase domain-containing protein 20-like. Lineage: Eukaryota; Metazoa; Chordata; Aves; Accipitriformes; Accipitridae. Gene Ontology annotation, molecular function: metalloendopeptidase activity. Gene Ontology annotation, biological process: proteolysis; male gonad development. Gene Ontology annotation, cellular component: external side of plasma membrane; plasma membrane; sperm head plasma membrane. The record is from RefSeq and is a predicted model, not a curated record.